Schizosaccharomyces cryophilus OY26 is the source of this 225-nucleotide messenger RNA. RefSeq lists its product as uncharacterized. The record is from RefSeq and is a predicted model, not a curated record. Bases 1 to 225 code for a protein of 74 amino acids. Lineage: Eukaryota; Fungi; Ascomycota; Schizosaccharomycetes; Schizosaccharomycetales; Schizosaccharomycetaceae. The transcript has 2 exons.
AUGCGCACAUAUAUAUAUGUACGCAUUUAUAUCAUCCUUGUUCAAUUCACAACAACCGAAGCGAAAUUAAAUUUGCCGAAAACGAACAUGGUAGUUUCAUCUUUAGAUGGAGAUUCUACACUCCCGGAGAAGCAAAACCGCUUCAUUCAAGCGAAAGAGAAACUUCGUCAUAUCGAACAACAGCUACCUAAGUACCUAUCUCAUGCCACUUUAAAAAACUUUUGA